Molecule: messenger RNA, 273 nt
Organism: Phaethon lepturus (White-tailed tropicbird)
Lineage: Eukaryota; Metazoa; Chordata; Aves; Phaethontiformes; Phaethontidae
Product: tetraspanin-32-like
Exons: 3
Cellular component (GO): membrane
Source: RefSeq, a predicted model, not a curated record
UUCCUGUGCUGUGGGAAGCACUCUCCGUUUGGGGACACGGCCAACGUCGAGCGCAAGACAUGCCCAUCCGGCCAGGUGCGCGAUGCGGGACAGGACUGCCUGCAAGAGAUCCGGAACUUCCUGAAGAAGCACAUGGAUUUUGUCUCCACACUCUUGGGCAUCACCAUCAGCUUCACGGUUUAUGGGAUGAUCCUGACUUCAUUCCUCUGGUUCUCCAUCCACUUCAGCAGCAACCUGGACCGGAAAGGCAAAUACAUCCUGCGAGAGAGGUAG